Molecule: messenger RNA, 2225 nt
Organism: Cucurbita maxima (winter squash)
Lineage: Eukaryota; Viridiplantae; Streptophyta; Magnoliopsida; Cucurbitales; Cucurbitaceae
Product: transmembrane 9 superfamily member 8-like
Exons: 7
Coding region: 89-2017 (642 amino acids)
Biological process (GO): protein localization to membrane
Cellular component (GO): membrane
Source: RefSeq, a predicted model, not a curated record
AGAGAACAGGCGGAAGAAAUUGAAUCCUCUCUUCUCGGAUCUCUCCCUCUCCCUGUUCUCUUCUCUCCCCUUUCUUCUCUGUCUCGCCAUGGCGACUCCGAGAUCUCCAUCGAUUCGGAACCUCUUCAUUGCUGCUGUUCUCUUGCUUCUUAUUCAUGGAGUCAGCUGUUUCUACCUUCCUGGUGUUGCCCCCGAGGAUUUCGAGAAGGGGGAUGAAUUAAAAGUGAAAGUAAACAAAUUGACGUCAACAAAGACUCAGCUUCCUUACUCGUAUUAUUCACUCCCGUUUUCUCGUCCAGAAAAUAUAUUGGACAGCGCAGAGAAUCUGGGUGAAGUUCUUCGAGGGGACAGAAUUGAAAAUUCCCCCUAUGUGUUCAAAAUGCGGGAACCUCAGAUGUGUAGUAUUGUUGGCCGGAUUAAACUUGAUGCUAAAGAAGCAAAGGAUUUCAAAGAGAAGAUCAAUGAUGAGUAUCGCGUCAACAUGAUUCUGGAUAACCUUCCCUUGGUUUUCCCCAUUCAAAGGCAGGACCAGGAGUCUCCUGUUGUUUACCAGAUGGGUUACCAUGUCGGGCUUAAAGGCCAAUAUACUGCGAGCAAAGAUGAGAAGUAUUUUAUCCACAAUCAUUUAGCAUUUACAGUCAGGUAUCAUAAAGAUAUGCAAACUGAUGCUGCAAGAAUCGUAGGAUUUGAGGUCAAACCAUUCAGCGUCAAGCAUGAAUACGAGGGGAACUGGAAUGAUAAGAACACUCGUCUUACAACCUGCGACCCGCAUGCCAAACAUAUGGUUGUUAAUUCCAACUCUCCGCAGGAAGUUGAUGAGGGAAAGGAAAUCAUAUUUACCUACGAUAUUGAGUUUCAGGAGAGUGAAGUGAAGUGGGCUUCUAGAUGGGAUGCGUAUCUUUUGAUGAGCGAUGACCAAAUACAUUGGUUCUCAAUCGUGAAUUCAUUGAUGAUUGUUCUUUUCCUCUCCGGCAUGGUUGCAAUGAUCAUGCUCCGUACACUAUACCGUGAUAUCUCCAAGUACAACGAACUUGAGACCCUGGAAGAAGCCCAGGAAGAGACAGGGUGGAAGCUUGUCCAUGGGGAUGUCUUUAGGCCUCCUAAGAAUUCAGAUCUAUUAUGUGUGUACGUUGGAACGGGAGUUCAGUUCUUGGGAAUGGUCGUCGUGACAAUGAUGUUCGCCAUCCUUGGAUUCCUCUCCCCUUCAAACAGAGGUGGACUCAUGACAGCCAUGCUCUUGCUCUGGGUCUUCAUGGGACUUUUUGCUGGUUUUGCUUCGACCCGACUGUACAAAAUGUUCAAAGGUACAGAGUGGAAGAGGAUUGCUCUAAACACCGCAGUCAUGUUCCCUGCCACCAUAUUCGCCCUGUUCUUCGUUUUGAAUGCCUUGAUUUGGGGACAGAAAUCAUCCGGAGCUGUGCCCUUUGGAACAAUGUUUGCUCUAGUCUUCUUAUGGUUUGGAAUCUCAGUCCCCCUUGUCUUCGUGGGUAGCUACGUUGGGUUCAAGAAACCAGCAAUUGAAGAUCCAGUGAAGACGAACAAAAUUCCCAGGCAGAUCCCAGAGCAAGCGUGGUACAUGCACCCAGCCUUCUCAGUUCUGAUCGGAGGAAUCCUCCCCUUUGGCGCCGUUUUCAUUGAACUCUUCUUCAUCCUUACCUCAAUUUGGCUGAACCAGUUCUACUACAUUUUUGGUUUCCUCUUCUUGGUCUUCAUUAUCCUCCUCAUCACUUGCGCCGAAAUCACCAUCGUGCUCUGCUACUUCCAACUCUGCAGCGAAGAUUACCUGUGGUGGUGGAGAUCUUACCUAACCUCUGGCUCAUCCGCCCUCUACCUCUUCCUGUAUUCGACCUUCUACUUCUUCACCAAGCUUGAAAUCACCAAGCUGGUCUCUGGGGUAUUGUACUUUGGAUAUAUGCUGAUUGUCUCAUAUGCAUUCUUUGUGCUCACCGGUACCAUUGGCUUCUAUGCAUGCUUUUGGUUCACAAGGCUCAUCUACUCAUCGGUGAAAAUCGAUUAAUGAAUGCAAAAACCGAAGGCCGAGCUGAUCUUCGUCGACACAUUUUGCUCCAUUUACUUACAUUUGCAGGAUGCCGAAAUUAUAUUCUUGUAAGAUUUUGAAAUUUUAGUAAUUACUAUGUGCUGCUUUCAGAUGUAACCUAUUGUACUCAAUUUUGAAUGAUGACAAUUCCUGUUGCCAUAGCCAGAUUAUUCGUUCUCGCUUCUCA